Frieseomelitta varia is the source of this 1353-nucleotide messenger RNA. RefSeq lists its product as uncharacterized. Lineage: Eukaryota; Metazoa; Arthropoda; Insecta; Hymenoptera; Apidae. The record is from RefSeq and is a predicted model, not a curated record. The coding region runs from base 139 to 543 and encodes 134 amino acids. The transcript has 4 exons.
CAAUCGUUGUACGCACGUUGUACCCCCGCCUCGUGUUAGUUCCCUGGGCCUGGGCAGGGCACCGCUAUAAAAGCAUACCGCGUCGCCCCUCGGAUAGGUAGUGUUUUCCCGUGUACUGCACAAGAAAAAUCGCCUACGAUGAAGUUUGUCAUUGUUCUGUUCGCCGCUAUGGCCGUCGCCAGUGCCUAUCCCGGAUAUUAUCAUGCGCCGGUGUCACAUCCGUGGUCGGCGCCGGCAGCUUGGCCAGCAGCCGCACCAGUGUACGUACCAGCUGCACCUUCGUACGUUAAAGUUGCUUCUGCACCAAUAGUCAAGGUACACGCUCCGGAAGUGCAUCAAGUGCUCCAGGUCCCUCAGCAACCCUCGAUUCCGCCCCCACACCCUCAGCCCUUGAACAUUAAGAUUCCACACGUGUCAGCCGUGAAGAUCCCGUACCACGGACCCAAGAUCGUACAUCCACACCUGAUCGGCGUCGAGUCCCACUACGAGGAGCCCCAGGUCAAAGUGGUGAAGGUUCCCAUCUCGCAUCAUCCCUGGGAUUAAUGUUCCGCGCCGGCACCAACUCGAACUCGCUGGUCCAGGGUGAUCCAUCCUGGACGAGCCGUCCUGAGGUGCAUCCGGAGUAGCGACGCUUUGCAAACAACGAUAACCACGGCCAACAUCGAAAUUCUCCCGGCGGGAAAGAAGCUCGAGACGAUAUACAUUCGAAGCACAUUCACUGUGACCCCCCACGUCGACGUUGGUAGUCGACGACCGUACAACGCCGAACAGCGCCUCAGCGCCCGAGUUCUUCGUUCUACGGCUACCUCUCGCUGGCUCUGCCAACGCCGAUCGACGUUCCACGUUCCCUCGUUCGGAACCGGAAGUCGGAAGCCGAGUCGGAAGGUUAAUCAGUAUUAAUUGUCCAACGUACGAUCGAACGUGGAAUCACGGACGAAGAACGUCGAGACACGUUGCUCUCGUUCGACACACGCCCUCAGGAUCAUCGGCGAGCGUUUUGGACCACCCGAGGACCUCAGACCAGGCAGCACUCUAUCUUUGAAAAGAAAAAGUUAUUUCUCCGUUUCCGUUUCUUCUCUCGCAGAGUAACCAAGCACGCGAUUACCUGCGAACCAUCAAGUACACGAUUACACAGGCGCAGACCACUCCCUUCCAGACUCACUUCCCGUUAACUCUACCUUCUUACAUUUUACUCUUGCGUAAAAUUUCUCCACACCGUUGAAAUUACAUUGUGCGGCAUGUGAUAUUGAAGAGGACAUCGGACAGGCCUUCACUGUAUAUUUUCUUCUCUUCUUUCCGUCUACCACCCACCCCUUACCCUCACCGUACUCUUGCAACAACAACACUUUUAUU